Messenger RNA from Rhineura floridana, 11397 nucleotides. It is a transcript of the gene PPFIA3, whose product is annotated as PTPRF interacting protein alpha 3. Gene Ontology annotation, cellular component: presynaptic active zone. The record is from RefSeq and is a predicted model, not a curated record. Lineage: Eukaryota; Metazoa; Chordata; Lepidosauria; Squamata; Rhineuridae. The transcript is spliced from 29 exons. Gene Ontology annotation, molecular function: protein binding. Gene Ontology annotation, biological process: synapse organization. Bases 346 to 3939 code for a protein of 1197 amino acids.
CCUGGCUCCCAGCCUCUCUUCCAUGUCCCUCCCUACAAGGGAAGUACUGCUAUGCUAGGGACCACAGCAGUCCACCACACACAUCUUGCAACAUCUGUGGGCUUGAAACUGUGCUGGUUGGUCCAGACUCACAGUUCCAGCCUUCUGCCGUUAGCCUAGUUUGCUCUUCCAAGAACAACACAUCACACCACCUCUGGAAUUCUUCUUCCUUCAUGGAGCCCUGGGACUGUGCCUUCCCACAUCAUAGGAAGCUGCCUUAUACCAGGAUCUGGGGCUAAACUUUCCUGACAGCCACCCGUCCUUCCCUGAGGAGCCCCCCAGGCGCCCCUCCCCACCCCACUUGGCAUGAUGAUGUGCGAAGUGAUGCCAACUAUCAAUGAAGACAACCGCCGCGGCUCGGCCUAUGGGGCCGAUGAUGCCAACUUUGAGCAGCUCAUGGUCAACAUGCUGAAUGAGCGCGAGCGGCUGCUGGAGACUCUGCGCGAUACGCAGGAAAGCCUGGCCACCUCUCAGCUCCGCUUGCGCGAACUGGGCCACGAGAAGGAGUCCUUGCAGCGCCAGCUGAACAUUGCCCUCCCACAGGAAUUUGCAGCGCUUACUAAGGAGUUGAACUUAUGCCGGGAACAACUGUCAGAGCGAGAGGAGGAGAUCUCAGAGCUGAAGGCAGAACGUAACAACACACGGCUGCUGCUAGAACACCUGGAAUGCCUCGUAUCGCGACAUGAACGCUCCCUCCGCAUGACGGUGGUAAAGCGUCAGGCCCAGUCCCCAGCUGGUGUCUCCAGCGAGGUGGAGGUGCUGAAGGCCCUCAAGUCUCUCUUUGAACAUCACAAGGCACUGGACGAGAAGGUUCGAGAACGGCUGCGAGUAGCACUGGAGCGAGUUGCAGUAUUGGAGGAAGAACUGGAAGUGUCCAAUCAGGAGUCUCUCUCCCUUCGAGAGCAGCUUGCCCGACGCCGAUCUGGCCUGGACGACCCCAGCAAAGAGGGAGACACCCAGAUUUGUGCCAAUGGAUCAGUCUCCCUUGAGCUGGGGCGUGGCGGGCGGGAAUCUGAACUAGAGGAGGUUCUGGAGCGCCAGCGAGCUGAGCUCUCUCAGCUGAAGGAGCGACUCACCAUGCUCUGUCGGCAGAUGGCAGAGCUCGAGGAAGAGCUGGCCACGGCCCAGCGGGACCUCAUCAAGUCUGAAGAGAUCAACGCCAAGCUGCAACGGGACCUCAAGGAGGCACUAGCCCAGCGGGAGGACAUGGAGGAGCGGAUAACUACUCUGGAGAAACGCUACCUGAGUGCUCAGAGGGAGGCAACCUCUCUUCAUGAUGUCAAUGACAAGCUGGAGAAUGAGCUGGCCAGUAAGGAAUCCCUGUACAGACAAAGUGAAGAAAAGAACAGGCAGCUGCAAGACUGGCUGGAAGAUGCCAAGCAGAAGCUUCAGCAGACCCUUCAGAAGGCCGAGACCUUACCUGAGAUAGAAGCUCAGUUGGCCCAGCGAGUGGCAGCCCUCAACAAGGCAGAGGAGCGCCAUGGGAAUUUUGAGGAGCGCUUACGUCAACUUGAGGGUCAGCUGGAGGAGAAAAACCAGGAACUGCAACGGGCACGUCAAAGGGAGAAAAUGAAUGAUGAACACAACAAGCGCCUAUCGGAAACUGUAGACAAGCUGCUGUCUGAAUCCAACGAGCGUCUGCAGUUGCACCUCAAGGAACGAAUGGGGGCCCUGGAGGAGAAGAACACACUGAGUGAGGAAAUUGCCAACAUGAAGAAGGUUCAGGACGAGCUACUGGCAAACAAGGAGCAGCUGCUAGCUGAAAUUGAGAGGAUGCAGAUGGAGAUAGACCAGUUACGUGGGCGCCCAGUCUCUACCUACUCCCGGUCUCUGCCGGGCAGCGCGCUGGAGCUGCGUUACUCCCAGGCGCCCAUGCUGCCGGUAGGGGCCCACGUGGACCAUUACAGCAGUGCUGGUGUGGCAAGACGUUCAAAGAAGGGCCGCUGGACUGUCAAGGAUGAGGCCACCAAGCAGGCGCUACUCUCUCAGGAGUGGGAACGGGCCCAGCAGGCAGCUGGAGGCUCUUUUGAGGGCAGCUUAGACGGUUCAGAUGAAGAUGAGCGGGAUCCCCUGUUCAGCUCUGCCGACCUGCUCUCCCCCAGUGGGCAGGCUGAUGUGCAAACCCUGGCCAUUAUGCUACAGGAACAGCUGGAAGCCAUCAACAAAGAAAUUAAACUGAUCCAGGAGGAAAAAGAAUCCACAGAACAGCGGGCGGAGGAAAUCGAGAGCCGGGUGACCAGUGCCAGCUUGGAUGGAUCCCUGGGCCGCUACCGCUCAGGCGCUUCCAUUCCUCCCUCAGUCACCAGCUCUACUCUGGCCAGCCCUUCUCCUCCCAGCAGUGGCCAUUCCACUCCCCGCUUGGCACCCCACAGCCCUGCUCGUGAAGGAGAAAAAAUGCAGAACCACAUUGCCAAGGAAGAAGGGCGAGGGUCCGAGGAGAAGGCCCUGGCCCUGUGCGAGCCCCCAGCUCCCUCUACCCCCCGCACGAUGCGUCUCGAGCGCAUGACCCAAGCUUUAGCUCUGCAGGCUGGAACCCUGGAAGAUGGGAGAGACCUGAGGACUAGCCUGGGAGCCGAUGGCACCAACAGCAGUCAGGACUCCUUGCACAAAUCCACCAAGAAGAAGAGCAUCAAAUCCUCCAUUGGACGCCUCUUUGGCAAGAAAGAGAAAGCGAGGCUGGGACAGUUGGGCCGUGAGUCCCCCUCACUUGCUGGGACACCAUCAGAUGAGAUGUCGCCUGCAGAUCCCCUGGGCCUUUCUAAGCUGUCGGGACCUGUGGACAAGGACCGUAGGAACAAAAAGAAGCAUGAGCUGCUAGAAGAAGCUUGCCGGCAAGGCUUGCCUUUCGCUGCCUGGGAUGGGCCCACUGUUGUCUCAUGGCUGGAGCUGUGGGUUGGCAUGCCAGCCUGGUACGUGGCUGCCUGCCGUGCCAAUGUCAAGAGUGGUGCCAUUAUGGCCAACCUGUCGGACACAGAAAUCCAGCGGGAAAUUGGCAUCAGCAACCCCUUGCACCGGCUCAAGCUGCGCCUCGCCAUUCAGGAGAUGGUGUCCCUUACCAGUCCCUCAGCCCCCGCCACUUCCCGCACAUCUACUGGGAAUGUGUGGAUGACGCACGAAGAGAUGGAAUCUCUCACUGCCACAACAAAGCCAAUCCUGGCAUACGGUGACAUGAACCAUGAGUGGGUGGGAAAUGAUUGGCUGCCCAGUUUGGGCUUGCCCCAAUACCGCAGCUAUUUCAUGGAGUCGCUAGUUGAUGCCCGAAUGUUGGACCACCUCAACAAGAAGGAACUGCGGGGUCAACUCAAGAUGGUUGACAGCUUCCACAGGGUGAGCCUCCAUUAUGGGAUCAUGUGCCUGAAGCGUCUUAACUACGACCGGAAGGAACUGGAGAGAAGGCGGGAAGAGAGCCAGAACCAAAUCAAAGAUGUGAUGGUAUGGUCCAAUGAGCGCGUGAUGUGCUGGGUGCAAAUGAUUGGGCUGAAAGAGUUUGCCAACAACCUGAUUGAAAGUGGGGUGCAUGGGGCCCUCCUUGCCCUGGAUGACACCUUUGAUUGCAACGAUUUGGCCCUGCUGCUGCAAAUCCCUACCCAGAACACACAGGCGCGGCAGAUGUUGGAAAAAGAAUUUGGAAACCUCAUCACUAUGGGAACAGACCGGCGGCUAGAUGAGGACAGUGCCAAGACCUUCAGCCGUUCCCCAUCGUGGCGGAAGAUGUUCCGGGAGAAGGACCUCCGCGGUGUCAGCCCCGACUCGGCCGAGAUGCUGCCAGCCAAUUUCCGCACAGCCUCCGUGGCCUCCAUUACCUCACCCGGGGUGCAGCUUCGUAAGAUGCAGCCAGAGGGGAACUCAUUAGGUAGCCAACGGGCAGACAGUAUGUCAGUGCGAACGUACUCCUGUUAAUGCCAAGAUGACCAAGAUGCUGUCCUGAGUGCAUCUGGUCACCCUACCUUGGACAGGAGGAACUCCCCGCUGAUGCUCCUUCCUCAUCAUGCGCUCCAGUCCAGACUGGGAGGAGCUGCUGCUGCUGCCACUGUUGUUAAAAAGGAGAAUAUGAGGCCACUUGGGGAUAUGAGAGAGAGAGAGAGAGAGAGAGAGAGAGAAUGUACUCUCCCCCUUCUUCCUAGCAGCAGUGGCUUGUGCUCACCGGCAUACUCAAGGAACUCAAGCUGAGGAGGGGGCCCUUCCCAAAGUCUGCAGGGGAAGUGGGCCUUCAAUCCUGGUGUCUAUUUAUUGUUGUUGUCUGUUCCAGGCAGGGGCAUAGGAAUGUGAAUGAAUAUAUACACCCGUCCACUCACCCCACCCCGCACCACUCCAGCCUGAUCUUCCUGUCUCUCUACUCUGUCCCCAGUAGGUCCAUGGGGGUAGGAGUGGGGUGGGCAUCUCGUCUUGCCUCCGUUACCACGAAUUGGCCCACCUGGCCCACCUAUCCUGGUAACCCGUUUCCUUUUCCUGCCCUCCCAAGGGUGCUAAAUGCCCGUAGGCACUUUUUAAUUUUUGCAUUGCUGCUACAAAGGUGUACCCAGUUUCAUCUCAUGGUUGUCAGAAGGGGAUUGCUGCUCAAAUUUAUCUCGUUCUGCCCCCGCUGUGCCUCUUCUCAACAAGAGUGGAGGGGGAUGAGGAUGACACAGGUACAAGGGGGACUGGCUUUUCUCCCUCUGCUAUGGACUCUCAGCUCAUGAUGGGAAAUGAGAAGAGAAGCACUGAAUAAAGAGCCAUGCUCCAUCCUUAGCAACUACUUGAACUACUGAGCUCUGAGUUGGGGAUGCCUGUAUACACUGCUGUUGCCUUUACCCAGAAGCAGCCGCAUCUUGGCACAAGUAAUGAGCCCCUUUUAAAAACAGCUUCCCUCUUUUUCUCCCCCUCAACCACCCCACCCCCUGCUGCAGCCAAGAUACAGCUCCCUUUCCCUCCAGAGAGAAGGGCCUGGAAUUAUGAAGCGAGAAAUUAUGUGGAGGGAUCCCCAAAAUUCUCAGUGCUGGCAUGAAGCUCCCUCCAAGGCUAAACCUGGCCCAGUGCUGGGAUAAAACUGUAUAUUGGUGGAGCAUGGACUCUCCCUCUCUCUCUCUCUGGAGCAGGGAGUCAGGAUUUCGGGUGUGAAAUGCUCAAACUGGAAGGGGGAGAUCUCAGCCUGGGCUAGGCAAUAGAACUCUGGACUUUUACAAUAUGGCACACAGACACCCUCUGACCCCACCCCUCCCGUCAAGACUACUGUAAUAUAAGAGUUGUAUUUUCUGUGUAUAUCUGUGCUGUGGAAUCUUGUGUAAAUUGAAUUUCUUUUUCGACCGCCGUUACAAGUUCUCUGUUAAUUUAAAAAUGUGUCCUUUACCCCCAUCCCUCUCCCCUGCACACCCAUAAUUUUCAUUUGAUGUUUAUAUUUUCUGCCUUCUGUUUUUUCCCCCACCGCCCUGGGGAGGGUGUGCGGAGGUGAGGGGCAAACCAAAGGGGUGUGUUUUGCAUGAGAGUGGGGAGGGGAGAAGAAAAAAUACAACCUUGACAAAAAAUUUAAAAAAUCAUUCUAUCAGGGAGAUUGUGAGGGGCAAGCAGGAAGCUGAGGUGGAAGAGGAGAAAGAUCUUCUGCUCCCCUCAACUCCAGUUUGCCUCAAGGUGAGGGGAAGAGUGAGGGGCAGAAGUGAAGUGAGUGAUAGGAAAUGUUAAAAAAAAAAACAAAAGAAAAAGAAAAAAGUUUGAAAAGAUUUUCUAGAAUCUCCAGAUUUUUGUUUAAUUCAACAGCAAGCGCUCUCUUCUGAACACCAAGAAAUAUUGGCUGAAGGAUCUUUCUCUUAUUAGACAAUACUCUCUGUCACAGUCUUUAAAAGGCCCAAUUUAAAAAAAAUUCUAGUCCAGAUGUGGGGAUCCUUUGCUGAACUACAAUUCUCAUCAUCCCUGGCCAUUGGCCAUGCUGAAAUCCUAAAUGUACUUACCAAAGAGUAAGACCCAUUUAAUUCAGUGCAAUCCUAAUCAUAUCUCUUCAGAAGCAAGUCCUGAUAGCAGCCACUUUUUCUUCCUUGCAACACCACCGUUGUGCCUGCAUUGUAAUAUUUACUGCUGCAGUCCCAACAAUGACAAUAUUGCUGUUGUGUGGGGGACUUAGUCAGUAUCCUAACUCUUGGCUAUAACCUGUAUUUGGUUGCCUAAUAAAUUUGAUUGAUUGGUAUCCUAACCCCAGCUACCAUAACGACCAUAGGAUUGCACUGUACUAAAAAAAACCCCUAAAAUGGGACUUUAUGUCUGGGAGCUGGUUCAGUUCUCUGUGGCUCCCACUGAGUACUAUGCAUUCUGGGUUGCAUUCUAGGACACAGUCGAGGGUACAAAAGCCCCUGGAUUGAACCCCUCCCUUGUGUUCCUGAACCAACCUCUGUAUUUCCUCCCCUAUCAAUGAAUAGUUGCUUUUCCUUCCUAUUGGAAAAUUUAGAGUCAACAUAGAAACAGGAGCAGAAACUGCACUCCACAGUACACAGAUAUGCUUUGCAAAAAAUAACAGUAAAAAUCCACCCCUGGUCUACCUGCAACAGAGGCCCUCCCUUUGCCACCACUUCUCCCAUUAUAGCAAAUAUGAGGUUACUAGGGGUGUGUUUGCCCAAUCCAUAGUGAGUCUGCUGAGUCCAUCUAGCAUCAAGGAUGCAUCUGCUUGGUUUUGCAGCAUCAAGGCAACUAACUGCAGAAGCCCACAUUUCUCACAGGCUGUUUUAGCCAAGACCAAGCACAGUUCUCACCACAAAGAGAGGCUACCCACUGCAGCAUGGUCACCCUCCACCCCAUUCCUUACACUAGGUGUGGUGAACUUUUGGCCCUUCUGAUGUUGCUGAACUACAGCUUCCAUCAUCCCUAGUCCUAUUUGCUAGUGCUGAUGGGAGUUGUAGUUCAGCAAUGUCUGGAGGGCUUACACAAAUCCAGGAUUGAGUGGAGACUAAACAAGGGAGGGAGAGCAAGAUAACUUGCAGCCAGGUCUAGGAUUGUUCCGACUGUCUUUUCCUCUAUGUAGACAUCACCAUCUGGGCACCAAGACCGGCCUGUGUGAACUGGCAUGACCACAAAGAGGAAUGUGUUCACUUCCUAUGCAAACAGUUCAAGCUAGAACGGUGGUGCAUUCACAUUUGCCUUUUCAAACAGCUGUAAUUUACUCCUAUAUUUUCAGCAGUAAAGUACCUAACUUCUGUAAUAUUUGCACUGCCACCACUAGGGGGAGUAAACUACUUAUUUCUCCUCACCUCAUGAGAGAAAAAUAGUGGUUAUCCCAUACUUAUUCUGCUUUGCUUCAGUAAAGAAAUAUGCUGCCUUUGAAAAAGACAUUCUAUAUGACUAUUUAUGUCUGAGAGGGCAGAAAUUGUAACUGCUUCUGAAUUGUUUGCAUUGUCUCUUUCAAACAGCAGCAAAAUCAUUUCUCAGUCUUCCAGUAGUAAUUUAUUACCAAACUACUUCUCAGGUAAGAGUGAGCCAAACUGUGAUAGUAUCACAUCCAGCAAUUGACUCACCAGGAAAAUACCUGUGGAGGCAUUCAGUAUGUCUCAAAUUUAAAAGGUGUCAAUUUUUAUUAUCUCAGGGUGAUUUUUUUAAAACCCACCAGGGAAAUGACAUUAAAGAAUCAAGCCAUUAAAAAGGGGAGAGUUGAAGGAGGAAAAUAUUUAUAGAAUUGUAGAAUAGUAGAGCUGGAAGGGGUCUCUAAGGCCAUUGAGUCCAACCCCCUGCUCAAUGUAGGAAUCCAAAUAAAAGCAUACCCAACAGGUGGCUGCCCAGCUGCUUCAGUGUUGGAGAGUGACCACCUGGAAAGCAUUGAAUGUCCCAGUCGGUAAUGCAUUGGCCACUUUUGUGUUUAGUGUGUAGAUGAACAUUAUGAGAUUUUAACAAGGAUGUAACAUUCUAUGAUGUGCUGUCUGGAACUACAGUUCAGAAUUCCACUCCAGAUUAUUGUGGGAUAGCAAUGUCUGAGCAACACUAAAGGGAUCUAGGGUGGACAGAAUCCAUGUGGCAGGUCCAAGGAAAGGAAAUAAAAGAUAUAAAUACUGGGGCAGGGAACAUAUGUGGGGGGAAGGUGGAUUAAUUACAACCUGUGAAAGACCUGAAGAAAUAUCAGCCAAAUUUCCCACUUAACUUGGCCAUGGGCAAAGGCUUUAAAGAAAACUGUAGCCAUGUCAGGAGCAAAAAAAAAAGGGGUUUAUUCUCCAUGGAAACAAGACAAAGCGAUGGCUAUAAAUUAAGAAUAAAAAAGGCAGCUGGGGAGGAGUAUCCAUGACAGGAGAGGGGAGAGAUAGGGGUUUGAUUUGAGCCAAAGUAGGAGAAUCCCAAACAAUGAAGUCAUGAUAAGAAACCAGAGAGGAGAGGAGAGCCUUUCACAUGCAGUUCUGUUUCAGAUUUUGUUUUCACAGGGUUUGCUCCUAGAAGCAACAGGCGCCAUCGCUACCCCCUGCAACCAGCUGUAUCUUACUUGUGCUUUUAGGGCACUUCCAGACUCACUGUCACUAUUUUGAGGUGGGAUUCAAUCACAUUCCGGCAAAUUCAGGUUGCACCAUUUGAGCUGACUGGGAGCAAUGAACCCACUUCCCCCAAAGAAUGGACUUUUGGCAGUAAUGGGAAAAUGCCCAGGGAAGUGUUGGAUAACACUUGCUUUGAUGCAAAUUACUACAGAAUAAACACUCAUUAAAUAGGUCGUCUUGAGAGCCAGUGUGGCAUAGUGGUUUGAGUGUUGGACUAUGACCUGGGAGACCAGGGUUUGAAUCCCCACACGGCCAUGAAGCUCACUGGGUGACCUUGGGCCAGUCACUGCCUCUCAGCCUCAGAGGGAGGCAAUAGUAAACCACCUCUGAAUACCGCUUACAAUGAAAACCCUAUUCCUAGGGUCACCAUAAGUCGAGAUCAACUUGAAGGCAGUCCAUUUCCAUUUUCAAAUAGGUUGUCUGGAAGGGCCAAUAAUCUUUUGCCUAAGAGGAACUACCAAUUAUCCCUAGCCAGAUUCUAUUUCAUUUCUUCCUCCUCUGUGCAGCAAUUGUGUCCUUCUGUAGCUUUAAAUACAGAUCUCUAGGACAGGGGUAGCAAGUAUGGUGUUCUCCAGAUGUUGCUGGAUUACAGCUCCCAUCAUCCCUGACUAUUGGCCAUGUUGGCUGAGGCUGAUGGGACCAACAUCUGGAGGACAGCAGGUUCCUUGUCCCUGCAGUACAGCAUAAUUCAAACACCUAUUAAAAUUCCCUGUUAACUUAUUAAAUGUACAGGAGCCUAACUAAUAUGUUACAUCAUUAAAACUGCUUUCAGGGUUUUGUUUCGUUUUUAGCAAAGACCAGUGUAGCUUAUGGCUAUGGCCACAAUAACUGCUUAGCAGAAAGGAACUGUGGUAACUGUUCUAUGAAGACAUGACAAUCCUGGAUGGGCUCUUUGGCAUCUUUAUAAAAACCACAAAGCCCAGAAUUCCUUGGUGAGGAAAUUGCAGUCAAGCUGGUGUUGAAGCCAGUUGUAGUGCAGGUUAAAAGCUGGUUCACACAGGUACAUUUAUCCCUUGAUGACUGCAGUUGUCAAGUGACAACACCCACCUAUGAAUAAGCCAUUUCCACCGAUCAAGCUUCCAAAAGCUGUCAGACACAAAUGUUUUCAAGGAAAAACAUUUGGAAGAUUGAUCAGUUCAUGAUUCUGCAGUAAGUAAUCAAGAUGUGCAAGAUCACAUUAUAAUUGAGCCUAGCCUAUUCAGUUAAGGCAGGGGGGGACCCUGUGGCCCUCCAGAUGUUGCUGGAUUCCAGUUCCCAUCAGCCCCAGCCAACAUAGCUAAUAAUCAGGGAUGAUGGGAAUUGGAGUCCAACAACAACUAGAGAGCCAUCGAUUCCUAACCCAGUGAGCUGAGACAUGAGCAGCAGACCUAUUGCUCAGGAACAAGCCACAAGUGUGAUCAAGUUCAAAAUGAUUCAGAGGCUGGGGACACAUGGAUCACUGAGGCAUUAGUUAUUCCUUGCCCCAAUGUACAUUAGCCCCAUAAAUGUUGAUUCCCCUCCCUGCCCAACAGGCUUCAGCCUGCAUGGGGUGGCUUCCCUGCUAACUACAUAUGCCAAACUAGGUUAAAACUGCCAGUUCUAAAAUUGUGAGUCUUCCAACAGGUUUUUUUUUUAUUAAUAGUAGCUACGAGAGGCAGAAAUUGGGAGCAGGAGGUCAGGUAAAGAUGACCUCUUAACCCUUUCCUUUCUUGCCAUUUGGUGUCCUCUCAAAAUCAACCCCCAGCUGAUUUUCCAAAUGUCUGGGAUAAAUAGAACUCUGUAUCUUUCUCUCACCCAGCAGAAGAAAGACAACCAGGGGGAGAUUUAUGAAAGGACAAGGAAGCAGGGAAAGGACUGUUGAAAGGAAGAAUUAUGGAAUCUCUCAUCACAUGUAGUUUGGCAUAAAAAUCAAGGGUCACCUGCUUCCCCCCCCGCCCUCCUAGUUUUGGCUUCUCCACUAGGGGUGCUUCAAUGCUCCUGCUGCUCAAAGAUGUUGGCAAAUGUCCUGAAAGAGAAAGAGAAUAAAGGUUUGAAUUCUGGAUGUCAAUAGCUCCCCCACUAAAUUAUUAUUUCUGUACCUCUCAAUAUGGGCUUUAUUAUAAUCUUUAUUUCUGGUUAACACGCAUAUCUAGCACUUUCUCCAAAGAGGUCAGAGCUGUGUCUCCUUUCUAGACAGAUGCUUGUCCUAGAUCCGUAUGUCUUGAAAGGUCUCAUAUUAUUUCUGUUUCACAGAUGAGGAAAACAGAGCUGGGAGAUAAGUUUACCCAACUUUACCUAGCAAGCUGAAACAAGAUUUGAACUGAAGGCUCAAGUCUAACAUUUAAGUUGCAAGAUCUCUGCUGGAUCUUGGCUGUCCUCCCUCCAGAGGCAGAGGCUACUAGGGCCCCGGCAUUCCUGGAGCCGGCCCUGGCUACUACACUAGGGCCACAUCCACACCAGGCAUUUAUUCCACUGUAAACGGUUGUGGCUUCCCCUCAAGAAUCCUGGGAAGUAUAGUUUGUAAAGGGUGCUGAGACUUGUUAGAGCGUUAUUCCCUCACAGAGCUCCAAUUCCCAGAAUUCUCUGGGAAGAGGGGCUGACUGUUAAAACAUUCUGGCCAUUGGAGCUCUGUCAGGGGAAUUGGAGUCUCCCAAUAACACUUAGCACUCUUCACAAACUACACUUCCCAGGAUUAUUUGGGGGAAGCCAUGACUGCUUAAAGUGGAAUAAAUGUCUGGAGCAGGUGUGUGAUUUGGAGUCCAGUUGCUGCCUCUCCCUAGGAUUAGACACUGAAAGAGAUGGAGGGCUGUUACUUACUGAAAUAAGGCUCCAGUUAAUUCGUCUACAAUGCUCCCUGCAGAACAUAAAAUAGAACAAAUCAUUUUUGUUGUUUCUAAGGCAUAUACCAUCUGUUCAUCCUGAGCUUACA